This is a messenger RNA of Orbicella faveolata, 3450 nucleotides long. RefSeq lists its product as uncharacterized. The record is from RefSeq and is a predicted model, not a curated record. Gene Ontology annotation, molecular function: lipid binding. Gene Ontology annotation, biological process: endocytosis; eisosome assembly. NCBI's taxonomy places the organism in Eukaryota, Metazoa, Cnidaria, Anthozoa, Scleractinia, Merulinidae. Gene Ontology annotation, cellular component: eisosome filament; plasma membrane.
UCGCUUCAUGCUGCAGAAAUCGGGAUAAGCUCCCGCCUGAUGGGCCACUUGGCUCGUAUGUAGACUUACCAUGACCAGUUGACGUCACGUGGUCUGCAACAGCUACUCGUGAUUGCUUUAAACUGUUCAGUUUUUGUGUCCUGCAAUCUACGUUUUGUUUUUCCAAAGUAGAAAUUCUGGCAGUUUCAGUCUCCGCCCCCUGGACAUAGGAGAAGUGCACCCCGCAGGGACAAAACGGAGCGGAGAAAGAAAAUUUGGGAAUUCCCCUUCUCCGCUCCCCUUCUUUUAGUCUGCCACACAGAUUAUCCCGUGAUGGGCUCCUGAUUAUUAACAUUCCAAAAAUAAAACAGUCUGCGAAAGCGCUGUGUAAUGCUGCGGCUUAUUGCCGUCCAACACAAUCUCAGAGUCAAAAAAACUAAACCUGAAGUUAUGUCCGGGAAUUACCGAAUGAAAGUAAACGCAUUUUGCGUUUGUUAUAUAUUUUAUUCCCGCACAGCUUGUUUUGCUUUUGUUGUUGCGAUUACGUCACUUGUUUCCUCCCUUCCGCUCUAGUUGUUUUCUUACUUCCGGCUGGGCACUUGACGCGCAUAAACGACUGGGCUAUUGCGCAGCCACCAUUUCCGCUAAACAAGUAAGUGAACAUACGAGGGUCCGUGAAAACCAUUUAUAUUUGCCAAUUUUCUCUGCAAUAAAGACACACGAAUGGCAAGAAUCUUCCGUCGAGCUGCUAACAAGGUUAAAAACUCGAGAGAUGGCCACGUUUCGCUCGGUUUGCUUAUCUUUGACGAGAAAGUCGUGUACGAGAAUUUUCAGAAAGUGGUCAUGGCCAAAGCGGAUGCAUCCAUGGCAAUGUUAAAAUGGGCCAAGAAUGAAGAAAAUCUUGCCCUGCGAGAUGUCUUCAGCAAGGUGUUUGAAGUGUCAAGUAUGUGGACAAAUCUGAUGAGAGAUUUCACUGAAGAGUAUCAUAAAUAUCGCAAGAGUUUCAAAGAGGUCCUUCAUCAAGAGCGUGUCUUGGAUGAAGCAAGAAAAAGGGAAGCCAUGCACGCAACAAGAUUGAACAGACUUCAAAAACAGUUGGAUCAAAACAAGAGGAAGAGUGGUGAUGCAGGAAGACCCAGAACAAUAUCAAAUGAAAUGGCUGAGAUCAUUACUCAGGCUGAACAGGAGCAAGCUGAGCUUGAAGUGAAAACAACUAAGCAUGAGAUUUUUAAGGCUCGUAAGCUCAGGGAAUCUUUAAGUAAGAUUUCUGAUGGACUUCAACAGUGGGCUUCCAAAACAUUAUUGGUUGCAGGAGCAUACAAAAAACUGGCUGAUCUUAUUUCAGAUACACCCACUCAACUCACAGAUAGCAAGGUUUUUCAUGGCACUGGUCAGACAAGAUGCAUUGUCAAUAAUCUUGCAAGAGACCUACACAUCGAUCCUGAGCUAUCUGCCCAGUUAGCAGCAGUGGCAAAGUCCACCCAGCCUUAUUUGUAUGCAGUAUCAGCCCCUGUGAAGCCAGACAACGCAAAAUAUUCUUACGCUGACUUACUAUCUUCCUCAGAACAAAAGUCCCCCAAGGAAAAUGCAAAAAAACCCAAAGUUAAGCGCGCACCUCAGCCGUUGCCGCAUCAACAUCUGAAAGUUAAGGAGAGUGCUCUAGAUGAUCCAAAUCUUAGGAGGCCAUUGUCAUUGACUGAUCUGAGGCCACCACCCACUUCACCACCACCCCCUCUCCCUAAACAUGCAAGACAGGUUGUUUUCCGGACAAAUUCAGCAAAGGAGAGCAUAGGAAGGAAAACAAAGAUGAAUUCAAAACAGUCAACUGGAAAGAUCUGGUAUGCAAGAACAAACAUAUCAAGUGAUUCUGAUUCUGAUAGUGAUGGAUACACCGAGCCCAUUACUGAUGGGUCGUUUUUUGAAAGGAGGAGCAAGAUGCUUUGUAAAGUGUUAAGUGAUGGUGCCAUUAAUGAAGUGGGCAUGCGAGGCUAUGCUGUCAGAAACACGGCAACUCAAUCAUCCAGCAGGAACUUUUAUCACCAACUAGAGAGACGGUCAUCAGAAGAGGACAUCAUUCAAGAAGAUAACGAGCCCGACAAUUAUGUUGCUCUUGUUAAUUGAAUAUUAUGUAACAGUAAUGAUCAAUAAUGAAAUAUGAACUGUGAAGUGGCACUUGAAAAAUGUGUCUCAAUUUAAUUAUUUUAUAAUAAUGAUAAAUACAAUAUUAUAUUAUAUAAUAUUAUACAAUCAUUCAAUAUAGGUAUACAAUAUUAGAUAUUUUUGUUAACAGAGAUAACAAAUUAGUAAGAGAACUAUAAUGAUUUUUUUUUGCUAUUAAGUGUAAAUAAUGUAGAGAAGAGAUUUAUUUCCAAAUUUUAGUUACUUUUGAUAGUGGUGAAUACUCAAAAAUAAUGAAUUGUAAUGGAAAAUUUAAAUAAUUUUGUAAUGGAAAUUCAUGCACCAAUAAUUAUCUAUAAUAUUGUUACAGUGUAUGGUCAUUAUAAAGAGAACUAGACCUUGUAUAUAAUUCAGAGAGGAACUUUAUUCCCAAAUCUCAAUAUUAAGUAAUUUUUAAUGGUGAUGAAUUCAGAGAAACAAAUGAAUGGGAAAUUUAAAUUUAAGGGAAAUAAAUACAUGCAUCAACAAGAGUAUUUAUUAGUAGCUUAAAUUUCACACUGACGCUAAUUUUGUUAGUCAUUGUAUUUGUUGUAAACCUCCUCUGAUGUGUCAUGGAAGAAGGUCAUUGGAUGACAACUCAAAUAACUGUUGCCAAGAAGAAUGGGGUCUCAGGCCAUGGUAUUUGCAAGACUGGUUUCUUGCUGGACUAUAGCUAAGGGUAAAUUGUCCAUAAAAUUAAUAUAAACAUUAAUUCUUGAAAUUCAUAUGCCUUUGUACUUAAUGACUUGUUUCUAAUAUGUUGAUGCAUAAAUAACGUUGACUUCAUAAAAUAACAGUCGUCAUCAUGUCCUUUUCCCUACAAGGGAUGUAAGGCCCUGUACAUAAAAUAUUUUUUUGUAUUGUUAUAUUACAUAUUAAGUGAAUUCCAAAUUGAAAUAACUUACAUUAUUAGCUUAGCUUGCAGUACAUGAUCCAUUAUACCAUGCUCUACAUAUAUGGUAAGCGUACGCAUUCUUUAUGGGGGCGUUUUUAUCUUAAGUUUAUUUUGUUUUAGUAUUCAAUAUUUUGGUGGCAUUUGUAUUCCACUUGUGCUUGUUGGAUAUGAGAUAAUUUGAAAAUUAAGGCAACUCAUAUCCAACCUGCAUUCAUGGAAUUGUUUUUUACACACAUAUUCAUGUACAAGACAGUAUAUGAUUGGUGAUGAAUUAGCUUGUUUAGAUAACCUAAUACAAUUAAUUAGAAUUGACAUUUAAUUGAUACAUGUAGGAAUUUUAUAUUCUAAUUUUUGUAAAAUUUCUAUCUGAUACAAACACAGGGUUGUACCAGUAACUAAUAAAUUUCAAUGACAAAGGA